AUGUCAAGCAAAAAGCAACAGCCUGCAUUUCAAGGAAAGGAAUGUUUCAGUCGCAUGAAUUUUCUCUUCCAAUCGUCCAUGCUUAUGGCUGGCAAAAACAACGCGUUAUCUGCCUACUACGGCGAACUAUGCCGGAGUAUUGCAAAGAAAGCUGUGCUUAAAAUUGAUCCAAACAUAAAGCGGCAGAUGUGUAAACGUUGUUCUCUCGCACUAAAACCAGGCAUAACCGCUGACUUGCAUGCUGAGACGCGACGGAAAAGACGAAAGACUUUGAAAAAUAGUGAUAAUGUGGAUGAAAACACAAGCAUGAUCUUGACGUGCCAUCAAUGCGGGUUUAGACGUCAGUUUAUAGUCAAUCCAAAUUACAAUUUUUGGCUGGACAAUAAAGAAUCUGUGGUGGAGUCGAUCACUCUAGGCAACAAAAAACCCGAAAGUGAACAAAAGCAGUCACCAAUUAGCGAUAAGGAAACAAAAGAAACCACUACAAAAUAGAAAUAAACAUUCCACUUUGUAAUUUUGCAUUUAGGUGAGUUAAAUUAAGUGUAAAAUAUACAACUUGAUAGCCAUAACAUUUUUUUUGCAGUAUGUAUUUUAGAUAACAAAAUAUCUACAGCUUGUGUACUAUAAUCAUUUAUAAUCUGUAAUAAAAGGCUUACAUGAUUGAAAGA
Bactrocera tryoni is the source of this 668-nucleotide messenger RNA. RefSeq names its product ribonuclease P protein subunit p21 (gene Rpp21). The coding region runs from base 1 to 492 and encodes 163 amino acids. Gene Ontology annotation, cellular component: nucleolar ribonuclease P complex. The transcript is spliced from 2 exons. The record is from RefSeq and is a predicted model, not a curated record. NCBI's taxonomy places the organism in Eukaryota, Metazoa, Arthropoda, Insecta, Diptera, Tephritidae. Gene Ontology annotation, biological process: tRNA processing.